Phytophthora sojae is the source of this 526-nucleotide messenger RNA. RefSeq lists its product as hypothetical. The coding region runs from base 18 to 518 and encodes 166 amino acids. NCBI's taxonomy places the organism in Eukaryota, Oomycota, Peronosporomycetes, Peronosporales, Peronosporaceae. Gene Ontology annotation, cellular component: extracellular matrix. The transcript is spliced from 5 exons. The record is from RefSeq and is a predicted model, not a curated record.
GAAGGCUGCCUUUUGCGAUGUUGUGGAGAGUUGCGUCUUUGGCUUUGCUCGCGCUGCUGCGGGACGUUGCGCUGGGCUGCCCGGCGAAGUGCCAAUGCAUCGGCCAGGCGCGCGUCUCCGUCUACUGCGACUUCCGCGGGCUUGAGGAAGUGCCGAUCAACAUCCCGGUAACCACCACGCACUUGGAUCUCUCGGGGAACAAGUUCACCAAGGUGGUGCCCGAAAUGUUCCUCGGCUACGUGGUGGAUAGCGAGGGUGCGUUCACCAAGCAGACAGCCGCUCUGACGCAACUCAAAGUGCUGCAUCUAGACUUGAACCCAGUGGCAGUCGUCAACGAGCACGCGUUCGAUGCCACGCCGUCGUUGGAACUCAUCUAUCUGCCAUUCGACGUCAAGAUCCAACGCCAAGCCUUCGCAGAGAUGAAGACAGACAAAUUGACAUUCGACGGCUUUGAUCGUGUGGAAAAUCACCCGCUCGAAGAUCCGCACUUCGUCGCGUUCUCCCGCUCGUCGUCUUGACUAAUCCU